AUGCCCUCAGCCGCCUUCAACCCGGACACAGACAUUCCUAGUCUGUCCGGCAAAGUCAUCCUGAUCACAGGAGGAACAGCCGGACUGGGAACCGAGACGGCGCGCCAACUAGCCAAGCAUGGGCCGGCUCACAUCUACAUCAGCGGGCGCAGCGCAUCCAGCGCUGACACGGUCAUCUCCCAGAUCCAGUCGAACACAAACCCCACCAAUACCACCGAAACCACCCCAUUCACAUUCCUAUCCCGCGUGACGGUUGACGGCUACGAGAUCCAAUUCGGAACCAACCACCUGGGCCACGCCCUGCUCAUCCAGAAACUACCCCCACAACUCCAAGCCACCGCCGCCGAGGGCCACGACGUCCGAGUCAUCGCGUUCGACUCCCUCCGCACCACGCAGGAGUACCCGAUCUUCGCGGGCUGGAUCCGCUACGGGCAGAGCAAGCUGGCCAACCUGCUGUACGCGCGCGAGCUGGCGCACCGGUAUCCCGAGUUGAGCAGCAUCUCGCUGACGCACGGGGUGGUCAAUACGGGGCUCGUCGGGAGUCUGGGCUGCUGGAACCGGGCGUUUGCGUGGGUGACCAACUUAGGCCAGGUGAAAAGAUUCCAAGCAAAGAGCUUUGCCGCAAAACUCGGGUGCGAUCCGGUAACGGUGCUUGAGUGCUUACUUGCCUACUCCCUGCCAUAG
This is a messenger RNA of Aspergillus aculeatus ATCC 16872, 684 nucleotides long. RefSeq lists its product as uncharacterized. The transcript is spliced from 3 exons. The coding region runs from base 1 to 684 and encodes 227 amino acids. The record is from RefSeq and is a predicted model, not a curated record. Lineage: Eukaryota; Fungi; Ascomycota; Eurotiomycetes; Eurotiales; Aspergillaceae.